Molecule: messenger RNA, 1575 nt
Organism: Caenorhabditis remanei
Lineage: Eukaryota; Metazoa; Nematoda; Chromadorea; Rhabditida; Rhabditidae
Exons: 9
Coding region: 1-1575 (524 amino acids)
Molecular function (GO): UDP-glycosyltransferase activity
Source: RefSeq, a predicted model, not a curated record
AUGAAAUUAAUCGCAGUUUUGUUCGUUGGUCUUCUGAUUCUUCCCUCGACAUCUGCGUUCAACUAUCUAGUGGUUUCCCCACAAUUCGGACACAGUCAUUCAACGUUUAUGGGAAAAGUGGCGGACUCUUUGUCGGAUGCUGGACAUAAUGUGACCAUUCUCAAUAUCCUCAUUGCCUCAAAGUUCCGUGGCAGACCAUACACCAAGUCAACAAAAGACAUCGUGUAUAUGGAGACAACAGAAGAACUCGACCAAAUCUCGAGUCUAAUGGAGUCUGGUGACUUCUCAAGAUACUGGACAGAAGAGGGAAGUAUGCUGGAAACGAUUCCAAGUUAUCAGGGAUUCAUGAAGAUUUUUGAGAAAGUUUAUGCGAAUGUAAAACGGCAAACGGAUGUGCUGGAUGAACUAAAAGAGUCAAGACCAAAGUAUGAUGUCAUUCUAUUUGAAUCCUUUAUGUUCAUGGCGAAAGCAAUUCAAGAAUAUCUCGAAAUUCCAGUCUUCAUUCCAGUCACUUCGGUGACUCAUGAUGGAAGACUAGCAGAGCUGUGCGGAGAACCUGCCAGUCCGAGCUAUCUGUCAGGAUACUUCACUAACUUUGGGAAUAUUAUGAACUUCCAAGAGAGGCUAACAAACACAAUCUCCUAUUUCCUGGGGAAGAUAAUUCUUGAGUAUCCGAAAUGGAAAACGUUGCAUGACCCUACAAAGCGGCUGGAGUUGGAGUCUGUCUACCAUCAGGCUCCGUAUGUAUUCGUCAACUCGAACCCUUACAUAGACUACCCCCGUCCAAUGCUUGCAAAAACGAUUCAAGUCGGAGGGCUUACGGUAGAUGUGAAGAAGUUGAGGAGUGAGAAGCUUGAUGAGAAAUGGAACAAAAUUCUUGAAGCUAGGCCCCAUUCCAUCCUUGUCUCUUUUGGAUCUAUGUUCAAGUCGAUUUACAUGCCAGAACAAAACUUUGUCAAAGUCAUGAAAUCGUUCAAAAAUGUCACAUUCAUCUGGAAAUACGAGUCGGAGGAAACCGGUUUCUCGCAGGGUGCAGAGAACAUUGUGUUCAAUAAAUGGAUUCCGCAGACCGCCUUACUCGCCGACUCCCGACUCUCCGCGUUUUUGACUCAUGGAGGUCUUGGAAGUGUGAACGAAUUGAGUUACCUAGGAAAACCUGCAAUUCUUUGUCCGUUGUUCGCUGAUCAGCUCCGAAAUGCAAAAAUGUUGGCGAGACAUAACGGAGCCAUUGAGAUAUCUAAAUUUGACUUGGCGGAUUAUAAGGCUUUACAAUCUGCAAUUCAUAGAAUUCUUUUUGAUAAAUCUAUCACUGAGAACGCCUUGAAUCUGGCGAAAAGGCUGGAAAAUCAACCGAUGAAGCCGAAAGAGUUGUUAGUGAGGCAUGCUGAAUUUGCAGCAGAAUUUGGUGAGCAACCUGGACUUGACUGCAACAUUCGAAAUAUGACUUUCAUCGAGUUCUACUUGUUAGAUGUUUUCGGAUUCUUGGCAUCUAUUGUGUUAUUGGUACUUCUAGUGAUAUACUUUGCAGCCAAGAAAAUAACUGGCAUGUUGGUGAAGAAAUUGAAGCGGGAUUAA